GAGUUUGGUAUUACCUGCUGGUCCCUUUGGAGGACCAGAAAUGAUCGUGUCUUCGCAGGCAAGAUCAUCACCCCUAAGACCUUCCUGCACCGUGUCCGGGCUUGGUUACCUAUAGUGAGGAAUGCCCUGGAUAAGGACAAGCUCAUCCAUAAGCCUUGUCCGCCUGCUAGAACGGAGGAGCAGAUCUCUUGGAAGCCGCCUCCUCCCGAGUGGGUUUUCCUCAACUCUGACGGCUCCGUCCUUCUUGAGACAGGCCUCGGCGCUGCUGGUGGCCUUAUCCGAGAUCAUUCAGGACGCUAUCUUUCAGCAUGCACUUUGAACCUGGGUGCGUGCACUAUCACCCAGGCGGAGUUGAGAGGUGCAGUGGAAGGUCUACAGGUGGCGUGGGACAGGGGACAUUGCAGGAUUCGUGUCCAGCUUGAUUCGCAGUGCGCCGUUCAGCUCAUUCGGCAGACGGAUACCGAGGAGCAUCAUUGUGCAGCUGUCCUAGCUCGAUUCAUGGAGCUUCUGUCUAGACCCUGGGAGAUGUUAGUACAACAUGUGUAUAGAGAAGGUAAUAGAUGUGUUGAUUUUCUGGCUAGUCGAGGACAUGUGGUCCCGUUUGGUUUUCAUGAGGUUGUAAGUUCCGAUCUAAUGCUCUCGUAUUGGAUCAUGUAUGACUGUCAGGGGAUCUCCGAACCCCGGUUGGUUUGGAAUGAAAGGUAG
Messenger RNA from Linum tenue, 705 nucleotides. NCBI's taxonomy places the organism in Eukaryota, Viridiplantae, Streptophyta, Magnoliopsida, Malpighiales, Linaceae. The record is from the annotation of a GenBank genome assembly.